CCUGACAGCCCCCUCCUCAAAGACUGUAUAAUUACAUAUGGGAGGUUCUAGAGACUCGGGGAGAGCUGCUUUCAAGGCCACUACGCGUCUGUGCUCCCAGCCCGACCCUAUUUGCCUGGUGUUCAUUUUGUGCUUUUGUGACAUGAGACUGCAAAGACCAAUAAAGCAAUAUAUUUGAGAAGGGCAAAAGGCUUGGGGUGCCCACUCUGUGGGGGCGCUGCAAGAAGCCUUUGCUAGGGUGUCUUUGUGCUGUGUGGUUUGUUUUGUUUGCUCCUUUAUUUUGUUUUGCUUGCCCAGUCUUCCCUUACCCUUGGAUGCUUCUUACCCCCCAGGCAAGUCUGUUCAGGCUCUGCUUUAAAGCAAGCCUCGAGGCCGUUGGAGUUUCUGUUUAGGGCAUUAAAAACUCCUACAAGAUAUAAAGAGCAAAUGUUUCUACAUCUCUUUUAGGAUUAGAAGAAUUACAUAAAAAUUAAUAAACAUUUUCAAUGACGGAAAAAUGUGUCUUGUAAUUCUUUGGCUCUUGCCUCGUUGAGUGCAUCAGAGAGGAGGACUCUUGGCCAUGUUUGCUCCCUAAUUGCUUGUCUUGUAUGGUGUCAUCUUUUCUAGAUGUUUUGAUAUUUGUUAGGUUUGCAGAUGAGUUUGGGGCCUCUGGCAACAUAGAGACUAAGGAACAGGGUGUGGUAUCUGUGAGCUUUGAAGAAGACGAAGACAGGAACUUGUGUCUAAUAGCAUAUCCAUUAAAAGGGGACCACGGAACUGUGGACAGUGUAGAUAACUCAGACUGUGAACCAAAAAGUAAGCUACUAAGGUGGACAAACAAAAAACAUCACGUCCUAGAAACGGAAAAGAUACCUAAGGACUGGGUGCGGCAGCACCGAAAAGAGGAGAAGAUGAAGAGCCAUAAGUUAGAAGAAGAAUUUGAGUGGCUGAAGAAAUCUGAAGUCUUGUACUACAGUGUAGAGAAAAAGGGGAAUGUAAGUUCCCAGCUUAAACACUACAACCCUUGGAGCAUGAAGUGUCAUCAGCAACAGUUGCAGAGAAUGAAGGAGAAUGCAAAACAUCGGAACCAGUACAAAUUUAUCUUACUGGAGAACCUGACUUCCCGCUAUGAGGUGCCUUGUGUCCUGGACCUCAAGAUGGGUACGCGCCAGCAUGGUGAUGAUGCUUCAGAGGAGAAGGCAGCCAACCAGAUCCGCAAAUGCCAGCAGAGCACCUCUGCGGUCAUCGGUGUGCGUGUGUGUGGCAUGCAGGUAUACCAGGCAGGCAGUGGGCAGCUCAUGUUCAUGAACAAGUACCAUGGACGGAAGCUGUCUGUGCAGGGCUUCAAGGAGGCACUUUUCCAGUUUUUCCACAACGGGCGGUACCUGCGGCGGGAGCUCCUGGGCCCUGUGCUUAGGAAGCUUACUGAACUCAAGGCCGUGUUGGAGCGACAAGAAUCCUACCGCUUCUAUUCAAGCUCCCUGCUGGUCAUUUAUGAUGGCAAGGAGUGGCCAGAAGUGGCCCUGGACUCAGAUGCUGAGGACUUGGAGGACCUGUCAGAGGAGUCAGCCGACGAGUCUGCCGGUGCCUAUGCCUACAAGCCCAUCGGCACCAGCUCGGUGGACGUGCGCAUGAUCGAUUUCGCACACACCACUUGCCGGCUGUAUGGCGAGGACAGUGUGGUACACGAGGGCCAGGAUGCUGGCUAUAUCUUUGGGCUCCAGAGCUUGAUAGACAUUGUCACAGAGAUAAGUGAGGAAAGUGGGGAGUGAGCUUGCUGGCUGCAGCAGCACCUGAGAGACUCUCUGUGUCCCAGGCACAGCUGUGCUGCGUCGGGGAAGAGGCCAGUAUGGCCAGGUGGUGGCCCCUGCAGCCUGGAGCUGAUGUGCAGCGGCCUCUGAGUCCCAGCCUGAGCCAGCCCCAACCUCGCUCGGAGUCUUUAUUUAUUUUAACUCUUUCUUCAACAUUCCACAUUUGAUGAUGCAGAUACCUCUUUCUUCCCUGAGUGUAAAUGUUCUAAUACAAAUCUUUUUGUUAAUUGUA
Messenger RNA from Hippopotamus amphibius kiboko, 2022 nucleotides. RefSeq names its product inositol hexakisphosphate kinase 2 (gene IP6K2). Gene Ontology annotation, biological process: inositol phosphate biosynthetic process; phosphatidylinositol phosphate biosynthetic process. The transcript is spliced from 5 exons. The record is from RefSeq and is a predicted model, not a curated record. Gene Ontology annotation, cellular component: nucleus; cytoplasm. Gene Ontology annotation, molecular function: inositol hexakisphosphate kinase activity. Lineage: Eukaryota; Metazoa; Chordata; Mammalia; Artiodactyla; Hippopotamidae. The coding region runs from base 588 to 1751 and encodes 387 amino acids.